Messenger RNA from Entamoeba nuttalli P19, 3741 nucleotides. RefSeq lists its product as hypothetical. Bases 1 to 3741 code for a protein of 1246 amino acids. NCBI's taxonomy places the organism in Eukaryota, Evosea, Mastigamoebida, Endamoebidae. The record is from RefSeq and is a predicted model, not a curated record. The transcript has a single exon.
AUGUUUUUAAAUUUCAAUUCAUCACUCAUUAAUUAUAUCAAUUUUCAUAAUAAAGAUUCUUUCUAUUCCAAGUUAAAUAGACUAAAUAAUUUAUACUCAACUACUUUUGAUUAUACUAACAUUCAAACAACAAUACCAGAAAAUUUAUCAUUACUUUAUCAAAACCAAUCUCAAUUAUUUGUGUCAAGUUCUAAAAAAUAUUUAUUUCAAUCAAACAUAAGUUCUAAAAUGAAUGAAUUGUGUCUUAGCCACAAUAAAACAAAAAGAGAAGAAAACAUCAUUACUAUUAAUUUAUCUAAUUCAACUUUAACACUGACUGAAAACACUAUUAUUAAAAUAACUAAAGAAAAUUCAAAAAUCUUUGUUCGAACUAAGAACCAAAUUACUUUAACUUUUCAAAAAGUUUUAUGUUCUUCUUCUGUUUAUAUUCAUCCAAUUGAUUACUCUAAACCAACAAUUAUUGUUAAUGAUGCAGAAGAAUCAUGUUCUGAUAAGAUUUUUAUUUCGUCAUCUAUUCCUCUUAUUUUAUCACCAAUAUCAACACCAAAAGUAAAAACAAAUUGUGGCCUGUUAGCUAUAUCAUCAGCCUUAUUAAUAAAUUUAAUAUCAGAAGACCCUUAUGACUAUGAUCUAUUCUUCUCUUUUUCUGAACUUAAAAAGAAUACAUGUCCUCCAUUUAUUUGUGUUUCUUCUAAUGGAAUAUCUAUUUCUUCAGAUAAUAUUAAUAUUAAAUGUUCUAAUGCAAAUAAAUUUACUUCUGAUAGAUCUAGUGUUUAUGUUGAUAGAAUAGAUUCUCCUCUUUAUGGAGUCUUUCAUGAUGUUAUAGUUUCAAAGAAUGUUCAAACAAUUAGUUGGGUUGGUUUGAGUAUUGAUUCUAAUUCAUACGAUAUUUCAUACAUAACAAAUUUAAGAGUGGCACCAAAAACAUAUUUUUCUAUAAGAAAACUUAAUCUUCAUAUAACAAAAAUAUAUGGAACAGAACUGUCAUUAUCUCUUAUUGAAUCUACAGUCGAAUGUACAACACAUGCCUCAUUUCUUUUAUUAAAAUUAGAAGAUUUUUCUGAAUUUAAAUCUAAAGAUUUAGAUAUUCAGAAAAUAAUCUCUUCAUUUGGUACUCUUAUUAUUUCAGAAAGUCUUACUGUUGAAACAAUAGAAUACUCCCUAAAUUGGGAUAACCAAAAUAAUAACCCUAUGAUUAAAAUUUCUUCUUUAAUAUUGAAGAAUGAGUCUAUUGUUAAUUGGGUUGUAGUAGAUUCUAAUGUAGCAACAAAAGAAACAAUUCCAUUAUUAGUUGUUUCUAAUGGCAUUCAAUACCAACAACCAACAUUUAGUUUUAUUCAUUGUGAUCAAAAGGUAUUAUUUACUUCUGGAACAAACCAAAUAAAUGGUAUAAAGUGUAUACUCUUUGGAAUAUAUAAGACAUGUGUUUUAAUUAAAGAAAAUGCAAAUUUGUUAUCUUCUUAUGAUAUGUUACAAAGUAGUGCCUCAACUUGUCCUUGUACUUCUGAUAGUCUUGAAGGAUGUACUAUUAUUAUCAAAACAAGUUCUGUUUAUGGAAGUAUUAAUACAAAUAACUUGGAAACAAACAUUACAACAUCAUUCAAUUUAAAGUCGUUAUGGAUAGAUGACACUCUGUUUGUCUUUCAGAAUAUAUCAAUUCAAUGUAAGUCAACCUAUAUUAAAUCUAUUCAAAUUCCAGAAAAUAGAUGUAUCUCAUUUUUUUCUAAUUGUCAAAUCGGAAGUAUUUCAGGGAAUGGAGAGUUUGUAAGUUCACAAAACGUUAUUGUAGAUACUGUUUAUCAAACAAGAAUGACAGUAAAUAAUAUAAACAUCAAUAAACUUUUCUCUCCUUCAUUUGUUCUUUUAAAUAAUACAAAAAUUGAACUCCUAAAUGGUAGCUCCUUCUCAAUGAAACAAGGUAUUCUAGAAUAUAUUCAUCAAUUAGAACCACCAAUUAAUUAUCAUUCAAGAGAGUCAUUCACAAUGUAUUUAACCAAAUUCAUUAAUUUUCCAAUGAACACAUGCUUUGAACUUGCAGAAUUUAAAACAUUACCUCAAACAAUUAUGAUUAGUUCAUUUUCUCCAAACACCUUUGACUUAGAAAUCGCAUGUAAAAAUAAGGUCAUUGUUUGCAAUAGUCCAAUGACUCUCUUUAAUUGUGGAAUUCAAAGAUGUGUUGUUACUCAUCCUGAUGAGCCUUUGGAUUCUAGUAAAGCAUAUGAUACUUUAAAUUGUCCAUGUGGUUUCACAGAAGUGAAAACAAAAUAUAGUCAUGAGCUAUGUUCUUUAGUUGCAAAAGAUAUGCAAGUCUUAGAAAAUAUGAGAGGAAAUUUUCAUUCAAUUGAAGUAAGUGAUAACACUGUUUUCAUGUUAGAUGGUCAAUUAUCAAUUUCAGAGUACUAUCCUGUGUCUAACCAAACAUUUAAUAGUAAUAAUAAUUAUGUAACAUUAUAUAUUCAUAUAAUUGGAAAUCAAAUGUUUUCUAUAAACUUGAAUGUAGAAGCUACUAUAUUUCUUAAUGCAAAACAGUCAAAAUUUUUUAUUACAAAAAAUAUUAUAUUUGAUACAAUUCUAACAGACAGUAUCUACAUAACAUCUUCAGCAAUGUUAACACUCCCUAGUAAUGUUCCAAGUAAUUUUAUGAUUAAUAUUACUAGUCAACAUAUCAAUAUUCCAAAUGGUAUUGAAUGUUUGUCAAUGAUAAUUUAUUCCAACUUCUUUGAAAGUCCAUUAUUUAUCAUUGGAAAUGAUAAACCAUUUAAAAUGGAGUCUUUUGAAUUUGAUGGAAUGGCAAAAGGUGUAAUUGUCGAAACUUCUCAAAAGAGCCUUGUAAAAGUUGAUACAUUAAAAAAUAUUUAUAUUGAUGAUGAACAAAGAUAUCUUACAACCGAAGAAAUACCAAAAACACGAGUUGUAUGCAAAUAUGAUAAUGGAUGGAAAAAUGAUAAUUGUCCUUGCAAAGGGAUUUAUUGUGACGUUAUCAUUUAUUCAUCAAUAAUAAAUGAACCACUAAUUAACAUAUCCAGAUUAAUUAUUGAAACAAAUUGUAUCUUUCAAAAGACAGUAAUUGCUCAUUAUGUUGAGUUAAAUGCUAAUGCAACAUUUACUGAUUGUAUAAUAACAAAUCUUAAUGUUUUUAAUAAAGACUUAAUAAUAUUAAGACUUAAAUCUUUUGUUAUUGAAAAAAUUACCAGAAAAGAAACUAUCCCUCUUAUUAUUAAUUCAACAAAAGAAGGGAAUAUUAUUUUUCUUGAAGCCCCAUUACUUUAUCUUAUCACUAAUGAACCAAUGAAAUUUAAACAUAUAAUAUCAUCCAAUCUAAUCAUGUACCAACAAACUAAUAAAAUGAUUAUGAAAGGAGUUAACUCUAUUAUAGAAUCAGAUAAUGUUGUUAUUUUCGUUUCAUCAAUACUACAUAAUUUUAUCCUUAAGUCAUCAAUUAUUCCACCUCUUGAUGUGAUAUCUGUUUAUAGCAGAGAAAAUAAUACUAUUAAAAAGUUGACAUUUGGAUAUGUUUCUGUAUUAUGUUUUGAUUAUUUGUAUAUUUCAAACUCUACAAAACUACCAGUAUGUCCAACGGAUCACCUUACAAAUGAAGAUGAACUAACAAAUCAAAAACAAUUAUGGUACUUAAUGUUAAUACCUAUAUUUUGUAUACUUAUUUUAUUUAUGAUAAGUAUACUUGUGUGUGUGUAUAAGAUAUAUCAAAGAAGAGUACAACGUCGUCUUCGACUUUUUUAA